ACAUUAAUGUAUGAUUUGGUUUCUUCACCUAUCCCACCUACCUCUCUACAACUAGAGAGAGAAGAAGAAGUAGCAGGCAAAUCUCGUCUCACUCUUUUCCUGUUUUCCUCUUCCCCCUGCUCAUGUCUUCUUCCAUCUCCUCUUCAACAAUGUCUUUGCAGAUGCAAACCUCCACGACCGUCUUCAGAAACUCCGCCCCAUCUACCGCCUCCCAAAGACUCCUCCCACUAAGAACCGUCGCGGUUCGCCAAGAAACGUCAUCAUCGUGGAGAGGAGUCAGAUGCAGCGGCGUUGGAGACGCCUGGAAGCAAAAAGCAGUUCCUAACUCCAACUAUGUGGUCCCUAUGGACGACAAGUUCUCCUCCUCCUCAUCCAUCACUCGGCCUCUGAUCGAGAUACUUCGCGAUCUCAACAAAAAGAUCCCCGAUAACAUCGUCAAGAGCCAUGGUCCUGGAUCCAAUGCCGCUUCUUCUGGCUUCAUCCCCUGGUACCAUGCAAACCGGAUGCUAAGCUUCUACGCACCGGGUUGGUGUGGGGAAGUUCGAGAUGUCAUUUACUCUGAGAACGGUUCCGUCGUCACCGUUGUUUAUCGUCUCACCAUUCGUGGCUCCGAUGGUGAGGCACAUCGUGAAUCUACUGGGACAGCAACCAUGACUGGUGAUCACAUCGAGGAUCCAGUUGCUGAAGCUGAGGAAAUGGCAUUCUGCAGAGCAUGUGCAAGAUUUGGUCUCGGCUUGUAUCUGUAUCAUGAGUCGUAGGGCUGGCUGGUAUGCUUACCUUCUUUUUUGGUUGAUGCGUCUAUCAACUUGUUGGAUAGACCCUUGUGUGAAUCUGUCAUGAUGUUCACAAACAAGUUAUUAAUUAAUAUCAUCAUUUUGUAUGUAUACAUUUUCCCUGGUGUUAUUUAGAUUUUUUGUGUA
This is a messenger RNA of Raphanus sativus (radish), 920 nucleotides long. Its product is annotated as DNA repair RAD52-like protein 2, chloroplastic. Bases 123 to 758 code for a protein of 211 amino acids. The record is from RefSeq and is a predicted model, not a curated record. Gene Ontology annotation, molecular function: DNA binding. The transcript is spliced from 3 exons. Gene Ontology annotation, biological process: double-strand break repair via homologous recombination. Lineage: Eukaryota; Viridiplantae; Streptophyta; Magnoliopsida; Brassicales; Brassicaceae.